AUGUCGUCUAAACCCAUUGUGCUCGUGAGUUCCGAAGGAGAGAAGUUCACUACUGAUGAGUCCGUGGCCGUGCAAUGUAAAACAAUCCACCACUUGAUCGAAGAUGGAUGUGCUGAUUCCGAUAUUCCUGUUCACAACGUCACAGGCAAGAUACUUUCAAAGGUGAUCGAGUAUUGUGAGAAGCAUGCCAAGUCACCAAACAACACGGAUGAUGAUCAGACUGAUGAGGAGCUCAAGGCGUUUGAUGCCGGGUUUUAUGAUUUCGUGAAUGAUCAAAAAACUGCUUUUGAUAUUAUGCUGGCUGCAAACUAUCUGGACAACAAGAGUCUACUGGAGCUAGGGUGUAAGAAAGUUGCUGAAUCGGUGAAAGGAUUGACUACUAGGGAUAUUCGCAAGCUGUACCGCAUCAGGAACGACUUCACUCCCGAAGAAGAGGCGAAGGUCCAAGAAGAAAAUGCCUGGUCUUUUGAUUGAUUGA
Messenger RNA from Erigeron canadensis, 478 nucleotides. RefSeq names its product SKP1-like protein 13. NCBI's taxonomy places the organism in Eukaryota, Viridiplantae, Streptophyta, Magnoliopsida, Asterales, Asteraceae. Bases 1 to 474 code for a protein of 157 amino acids. Gene Ontology annotation, biological process: SCF-dependent proteasomal ubiquitin-dependent protein catabolic process. Gene Ontology annotation, molecular function: cullin family protein binding. Gene Ontology annotation, cellular component: cytoplasm; nucleus. The record is from RefSeq and is a predicted model, not a curated record. The transcript is spliced from 2 exons.